Messenger RNA from Daphnia pulex (common water flea), 1621 nucleotides. RefSeq lists its product as uncharacterized. Gene Ontology annotation, cellular component: external side of plasma membrane. The record is from RefSeq and is a predicted model, not a curated record. The transcript is spliced from 10 exons. Gene Ontology annotation, biological process: biological process involved in interspecies interaction between organisms. Lineage: Eukaryota; Metazoa; Arthropoda; Branchiopoda; Diplostraca; Daphniidae. Gene Ontology annotation, molecular function: carbohydrate binding. Bases 145 to 1536 code for a protein of 463 amino acids.
AGAUCUUUUUAGGUUAUUCCAUGCCUAAAUCUAAUUACACAAAAUGUGUUACCAGGCCGGGUACUAGCCGUGUACCAUCAACAGCAGCUAACUCCCCGGUCACGACUCGCCUUUACGUCCUUCAUAAAUUAACACAUUCACAGGAUGGGCAGAGAAUUAAGCGGAUGGCUAUUUAUGGCGUCAUUUAUUAUUGGAUUUUUUUCCUGCGGUGCAUCAGCGUCCGAGAAGGACAAGUUAAUGACAUGGAUUCACGAGAACAGUGAUAUGUUCGUGAUGUUGAAACACUGGAACGAUUUGCCUCUCAUUUCGACAGCUUGGAAAAGAUUGAAAAUGACUCCCCAAGUACAGGAGGAUCGAAAAAACUUCGUGAAAAGUGUCGAAACUUUCUUAGAAAUAUUAGGAGAUGAUUUGCAAAUCAAGCGACCCAAUGUUAGUUCAAAUUAUGACAAUCAGACUUUGGUCAAUGGAACUUUUGAAGUUGCUCCGUUACCCCAAAUCCCAUCGGGCAUUGAUUUCAAAGAUAACACGGGGGCGUUGGUGAAUGCCACUCUAGUACUGGAAUCAUCGAAAAAAGAAGUUGAACCAACCACCAACAGCAGUGCAAGCCAAUUUUCGAAAGACGAUAAAACCUUAAUUGUCCAGACCCAGACUUCUUCAAAUCCAUGCAGUUGUAAUAAUUCUCUUCAGUUUGACUCGAAAUCUUUUCUACGCGAUUAUGAGGAGGAAAAACGCUGGAUGCGUAGUCAACUUAUUCCUUUAAAUUACCUUUUUGAUAAACUUCGGGUAAUCGAAGACAGAUUCACAAAUUUGCAGCGAACUGCUUGGACGUGCCUGAAUGCCAACGAGGCAAGGAAUGAGACAACAAACAACGUGACCUCUAACACAAAUGUAGCAACAAGUAAUUUAGGUCUUCAAGAAUUCCUUUCGCGGAUUGAAAACCUUGAAUCUCUGAGCAAGACAUUUUCUGUUGAGCAUCAAAACCUUACCGCUAUGGUCAUGUCAGUGCAAGAGACCGCUAAGGCAACAACGGAACAUUUAGAAAUUCUUUCCAGUCGCGUGUCGGAUCUUGCUGUUUCCAAGUCUGCAUUGUAUGAACGCAAUAAUACGGAAGACGUAGAAUACUGUCCAGAACAUUUAGACGAACGGGUUCCUUGUGCCGAAGUAGGCAAUUCUUGUUAUUGCUUUUCCAAAUUGCAGAGAAAUUGGACAGCCGCACAAGAAUUUUGUCGAAAGAACGAUAUGUUUCUGUUGAGUCUUGAAACGCAAAAUGAAACUGAACUUAUUAAUAACCACAUUAAAAAUUCAGGGUUACCAAAAGAUUUCUAUUGGACGUCAGGUAGUGACGAAGCUAAUGAAGGCCAAUGGAUUUGGACUUCGACGCAAGAAAAUAUAACGGUAACAAACUGGCGAAACAAUCAACCCGAUGGUGGAAAAAAAGAGAACUGUCUCUAUCUUCACAGCAGAGAUGAAUUUAAAUGGGGGGACUGGAUGUGCAAUUUAUCUCAGUAUUUCAUAUGUGAAUGGCUACUUUGCUGAAGAACUGUCCGUUUUUUAACAUUCUGUUCACUUAUGUACUAUCAUUGUUUAAUUAAUCAGAAAAAUAUUAGAAUUUUCAAUUUUA